UAAACUCUACGGUUUCUUGUCUCAAAACAGGCAACUAUUUAACAAAUCAGAAAAGCUUUCGCGAGAAACACAGAUUCAAAUCUAGAAAGGGAACCCGAGAGCCGAGACUGAGAGAUAGAGAGGGAUUUUGUUUUUGAGAGAUGGGGUGGUGGGGAUGGGCGAUCUACGAGAGUGUGGUUGUUUUAGGGUCGCUGUGCCUACUUGGCUGGGCGGGGCUCUGGUUCCUGAAUCGCAGGCUUUACAAGGAGUACGAAGAGAAGCGUGUUUUGGUCCAGAUCAUCUUUAGCGUCGUUUUCGCCUUCUCCUGCAACCUCUUCCAGCUCGUCCUCUUCGAGAUAAUUCCUAUACUCUCCAAAGAGGCACGAUGGAUGAACUGGAAGCUGGAUUUAUUUUGUUUGAUACUGUUGCUGGUUUUCAUGCUGCCUUAUUAUCAUUGUUACUUGAUGCUUUGCAACAGCGGUGUGAGGAAGGAAAGGGCUGCACUUGGAGCUAUCUUGUUCUUGCUUGCAUUUCUUUAUGCUUUUUGGCGAAUGGGCAUUCACUUUCCCAUGCCUUCACCUGACAAAGGUUUCUUCACAAUGCCUCAAUUGGUCAGUAGAAUUGGGGUCAUUGGGGUUACUGUCAUGGCCGUCCUAUCUGGUUUUGGGGCUGUAAAUUUGCCAUACAGUUACUUGUCCCUCUUCAUUAGAGAGAUUGAGGAGUAUGAGGUGAAGGCCUUGGAAAGACAACUAAUGCAAUCAAUUGAGACUUGUAUUGCAAAGAAAAAGAAAAUUAUUCUUUGUCAAAUGGAGAUGAAGCGUAUUCAAGGAUCGGAGGAGGUAAAGGCUAGAUCCUUCUUUAAACAAAUUAUAGGCACGGUUGUGCGAUCUGUGCAAGAGGACCAGACGGAGCAAGACAUAAAAAACAUGGAAGCGGAGGUACAAGCUUUAGAAGAGCUCUCAAAGCAGCUAUUUUUGGAAAUCUAUGAGCUCCGACAAGCUAAGGAGGCUGCUGCUUAUUCUCGAACCUGGAGGGGUCACAUGCAGAAUCUUCUUGGCUAUGCAUGUUCUGUCUAUUGUGUGUACAAAAUGAUUAAGUCUUUGCAAAGUGUUGUUUUCAAGGAGGCUGGUUCAGUUGAUCCUGUUACCAGGACUAUAACCAUAUUUUUGCAAUUCUUUGAUAUAGGAAUUGAUGCUGCAUUACUGUCGCAGUAUAUCUCAUUGUUGUUCAUCGGAAUAUUGGUGGUCAUAUCUGUUCGGGGAUUUUUAACAAAUCUAAUGAAGUUCUUUUUUGCAGUUUCCAGAGUUGGGAGUGGAUCUUCUAGCAAUGUUGUACUUUUUCUGUCUGAAAUUAUGGGAAUGUAUUUUGUUUCUUCUAUUCUUUUGAUAAGGAAAAGCUUAGCGACAGAAUAUAGGAUGAUCAUAACAGAUGUGUUGGGAGAUAUUCAGUUUGACUUUUAUCACCGUUGGUUUGAUGCUAUCUUUGUGGCCAGUGCUUUCCUUUCUCUGCUUUUGCUUUCUGCACAUUAUACUUCGCGACAAGCUGACAAACAUCCAAUUGAUUGAUGUAAUUUUGCAGAGGUUUGUUCAAUUGUCCAGAUUCAAGACCCAAAAAGGUACAAUAUCCAGGUCUAAUUCUCAAUGAUAAUGAGAAAAGUUAAUGAACACCAAGGCAAGAAUACUGUGAGAGCAGUCAAAGAAUGAUGGAGAGUUAAGGGAAAGAAGAGGAAGCUAAAUCCAAGGACACAAGGGUCAGAAUAUUGGUGUGGAUUAUUCUUGUGUAUAAUAUUUGGUAUGGAAGACUGGAGUAACCAACUAUUAUAUUGAAUGCUACUGUAUUUGUAAUAUCUGAUUUCGUUAAUUCAAUAGUUUGAAAAUACCCAUUCUUUCAA
Messenger RNA from Carya illinoinensis, 1870 nucleotides. Its product is annotated as GPCR-type G protein COLD1. The transcript is spliced from 15 exons. The record is from RefSeq and is a predicted model, not a curated record. Gene Ontology annotation, cellular component: membrane. Gene Ontology annotation, biological process: response to abscisic acid. The coding region runs from base 141 to 1544 and encodes 467 amino acids. Lineage: Eukaryota; Viridiplantae; Streptophyta; Magnoliopsida; Fagales; Juglandaceae. Gene Ontology annotation, molecular function: abscisic acid binding.